Varanus komodoensis (Komodo dragon) is the source of this 960-nucleotide messenger RNA. Its product is annotated as olfactory receptor 4S2-like. The record is from RefSeq and is a predicted model, not a curated record. The transcript has a single exon. Gene Ontology annotation, cellular component: membrane. The coding region runs from base 22 to 960 and encodes 312 amino acids. NCBI's taxonomy places the organism in Eukaryota, Metazoa, Chordata, Lepidosauria, Squamata, Varanidae. Gene Ontology annotation, biological process: G protein-coupled receptor signaling pathway. Gene Ontology annotation, molecular function: G protein-coupled receptor activity; olfactory receptor activity.
AUACCGCUCACCACAUCCCCGAUGAAGAACGCUAACAAUGUGACUGAAUUUGUCCUCUGUGGCCUCAGCUCAAAUGAAGAAGUGCAGAAAGCAUGCUUUGUGCUCUUUCUGCUCUUCUAUCUCGUCAUCGUGCUGGGAAACCUCCUCAUUGUUGUCACUGCAGCCUUCAGCUCCCGCUUGAAUUCUCCCAUGUACUUUUUCCUCAGCUACUUAUCCUUUAUAGACAUCUGCUACUCCUCGGUUACAGCCCCGAAGAUGAUCACAGACUUCCUGGUGGAAAAGAAAACCAUCUCCUUCAUAGGCUGCAUUGCACAGCUCUUUGGCGUCCACUUCUUCGGCUGCACAGAGAUCUUCAUCCUCACGGUGAUGGCGUACGACCGGUACAUCGCGAUUUGUAAGCCGCUGCACUACACCACGGUGAUGACCAAGAAGGUCUGUGGGCGGAUGGUGGCAGCCUCGUGGCUGGGAGGCCUCGUGCAUUCCCUGGUGCAGACUCUGAUCACCACCCAGCUUACGUUUUGCGGUCCCAACAAAAUCGACCAUUUCUUCUGCGAUGUCCACCCUCUUCUCCAACUGGCUUGCACAGACACCUACGUGGUCGGCAUCAUCGUGGUUGCCAACAGUGGAAUGAUUGCUCUGAGCUGCUUUCUCAUCCUGGUCGUAUCGUACAUCGUCAUCCUGUUCUCCCUCAGAUUUCACUCUUCCGAAGGGCGCCGCAAGGCCCUUUCUACCUGUGCUUCCCAUGUCACAGUAGUAAUUUUAUUUUUUGGCCCAUGCACCUUCACCUACAUACGUCCUUCCAGCAACUUUUCAGAAGACAAGACAGUGGCUGUGUUCUACACUGUUAUUACCCCAAUGCUGAACCCGUUAAUUUACACACUAAGAAAUGAGGAGGUGAAGAAUGCCAUGAGAAAACUAUGGAGCUGGAAAGUGACAGUCUCUGAGAAAACAAAGAUGUGA